Molecule: messenger RNA, 8754 nt
Organism: Plasmodium cynomolgi strain B
Lineage: Eukaryota; Apicomplexa; Aconoidasida; Haemosporida; Plasmodiidae
Product: DNA polymerase epsilon catalytic subunit a
Exons: 4
Coding region: 2569-8754 (2061 amino acids)
Biological process (GO): base-excision repair, gap-filling; DNA replication proofreading; nucleotide-excision repair, DNA gap filling
Cellular component (GO): epsilon DNA polymerase complex; nucleus
Molecular function (GO): DNA-directed DNA polymerase activity; nucleotide binding; zinc ion binding
Source: RefSeq, a predicted model, not a curated record
AUGACGACGCAGGCCAGGACGAAGGGGUGGGAAAAGGACUCCAAAAUAAACGCAGACUACGAGUAUGAGAGGCUGAUCAAGCUGGAGAAUAAGUUCAACAUAAAACCAUGGCUGAGUAAGGGGCAGAAGGAGGGGUACCUCUACAACAUAGUACCCACCGUUCUGAAUGUGGUUGUGAAGAAUUCCAACAAGUCGCAGAAAAAGACAGGCGUGCACAUGUACUUCGUGUCGGACAACAAUAAGACGUGGAGACUGACGCUGUUCUACCGGCCGUACUUCUACCUGAAGACGAAGAACAUCCACAACUACGAGGCGGUGACCAAGUACCUAAAGAAGGAGUUGGAUAAAUACAACGUCGAAAUAGAUUACGUGAAGAAGGAGGACCUGAGUCUGUAUGACCAUCUAAAUAAAAAAAGGAGCUACCUGAGUAACAUCUUCUUUAAACUGUCCUUCGACACUAUAGAAAAUCUCAUGAGUGCAAGGGAUUUUAUCUCCAAAAUAAUUGAGCGAAACAAGAAGAAUAAGGAGCGCAGUAACUCUUCAAAUAACGACAAGCACAUAUUUAACGAAUACGAAUAUGAGCUCUCGCAGAGCAAAUUAGAUUUUUCCUAUAAGCACGAUGUUUCCUAUACCAAGUAUGAUGAGCCUGGCGAAACUGGCAGGGUGGCCAAAAAUGAGGGUGCAUCUUCUCAUAGAGAGGACCAAAGAGACUCCAAAAAGACACACACGUCCAACAACAGCACAGGUGACCGCGGGGGAAGAGGUAAGAAGAACGACGCACAUGUAACCGUGAGCAGCCCAAAGCUAAACAUGAACGAAAUAGUAGUAAACACGAAGAAGCAAAUUCUAAGUAAGGAAGAAAUCUUGCAAGAAAUAACAGAGAUGUAUGAAUACGAUGUGAAGUACACCACUCGAAUAUGCAUAGAUCAAAAUAUCAGAUGUGGACUGUGGUAUAGGAUCACAAGAGAUGAAGAAGAAUUGUACACAGAGACGGAGGCAGUACAUUUUGAAGUAUUAAAUAAGAAGGUCCUAGCCCCCUUAAAUGUGCUCGCCUGGGAUAUCGAGUGCUACAAAGAUGAACUAAAAUUUCCAGAUAAAGAAAAGGACGAAAUUAUCCUUAUAUCAUAUAUGUACAAUGCACAGGGGUACCUAAUAGUUAACAGAAAUGUAAUGAGCAAAAAUAUUAGAGAGUUUCUGUACAAGCCAAAUGAAGAAUACUCUGGAGCAGGGACGUUCAAAAUUUUUAAUGAACAGAAUGAAUAUUUUCUCCUAAAACGAUUUUUAGAGCAUAUAAAAAUUUUGAAAAUCCACAUUUUUGUCACGUACAAUGGGGACUUCUUUGACAUUCCGUACCUCUUCCGGAGAUGCGAAAUUAACAACUUGAGUGUCCCCAAAGAAAUUGGGUUCAUCAUGAAUAACAACAAACAAGAAUGUACAUGCAAUUUUAUUCUAAAUAUAGAUGCAUACAAAUGGGUCGAACGGGAUUCUUAUUUACCUAAUGGAUCCAGAACCCUAAAGAGUGUCUGUAAAAUUAAGCUAAAAUAUAACCCUACGGAGGUGGACCCAGAACUUAUGGUUUCUAUUGCGAGAAAGAACCCACAGCAUUUGGCUGUAUACAGUGUGUCAGAUGCAGUUGCCACAUUUUAUCUGUAUGAUAAAUUUAUACACAACUUCUUAUUCGCAUUGUGCUCCAUCAUUCCGAUGAACCCAGACAACGUUUUAAGACAGGGGAGUGGAACCCUAUGUGAACAACUACUAAUGGCAGAGGCAUAUAAAAAAAAUAUUCUCUUCCCAAACAAGUUCAAGCCUGCAUAUAAUCAAUACUUCACCGAUGUCGAAAAUAAGAAAAAAUAUUUUAUCUAUGAUGAUUCCUUUGUUGGUGGAACUGUGCAGAGUCUAAAAUGUGGGAUUUACAGAGACGAUCUCAAAGAGCACUUCAACUUAGAUGUAGACACGUACAAGUACCUACUGCAGAAUGUUGACAGCAUUAUCGAUUUCUGGGUUCAAAAGGAUUUAAACAAAAACUGCAGCCCUAGUGACCCAAAGUAUAUUAACAAAAAUCAAAUUAUUAAUUUGAAGCAAAUUAAAAGCGACAUUAUAGACAAGCUGAAUUUCUUCAUCCAGAACCCCAGCAUUAGCAUAUGCCCCAACAUCUACCACUUGGAUGUUGCCGCCAUGUACCCGAAUAUCAUCCUAUCGCACCGUUUGCAGCCAAAUGCCAUCAUAACACAGGACCACUGCUUCAACUGCUCCUUCUACAAGCAGCGCCACUUGUGCCAGAAACAGAUGGUGUGGAAGAGGAAGCUGGAAAUUUCCCCCAUCGAUUAUGGCCAUGUGCUAUCUCUCAAGCAGGACCUCAAGACGCGCCUCUUCUACCCCCAGAAGAGCUUCUUCAAGAUGAACAACAAGGAGGAGUCUGACAGCAGCACGAACGACAACUUGACGGACGUGCCCCUCAGCAAGAAGAAGUCGUAAAAUCGCCUCUCCACCCAGAUUAACCUCUUCUCGAUUUCUUCCCCUCCCCGCAGCUGGAACGAGCUGACCGAAAAGCAGCAACACGACGAACUGAUGAAAGUGAUAAAGGAAUGCUCGCAGAGGUUGUUCAAAAAGACCAAGGUCGCCAAGGAAGUGGACGCCUCGAGUCUGGUAUGCCAGAGGGAAAACCCCUUUUACGUGGACACCGUUAGGACCUUCCGAGACAGGCGAUACGUUUACAAAAAGGGGCUCAAAGAAUGCGAACAUGAAAAAAAGGAACUACUAAAGGCGAACAAAAUAGACUACAUAAAGAUUCAAGAAUUGGACGAUAAAAUUUUGCUAAACGAUUCUUUACAGUUAGCGCAUAAGUGUAUACUGAACAGCUUUUACGGGUAUGUGAAACGAAAAAGCAGUCGCUGGUACUCAGAUCAAAUGGGAGCCAUCGUGACUUACACAGGGUCGCAAAUAAUAAACGGCGCUUUUAAUCUCAUCAACAAAAUUGGAAUACCUGUGGAGCUGGACACAGAUGGAAUAUGGUGUAUGCUGCCAAAAAAAUUCCCAGAAAUAUAUGACGUGUACAUAUUGGAGAGAAGCGUUCUGAACAAAAUGAAAGAGUAUGAAGACAAAACGGAGGAAGAACUAAAAAAUGACACGAGUGUGAAAAAAGUAGAAUUUGAAUUCCCCACCAAUAUCUUAAAUUUCGAGAUGCACAAAAAAUGGACAAACGAUCAGUAUCUAAUUUAUAACGAAAGCACAGAUGAUUACGAAUGCAUUAGCAAAAAUGAAAUUUUCUUCGAGUUGGAUGGCCCCUGGCAUGGUAUGUUCCUACCAGCAUCGGAAAAGUCUGAUGACCUGUUAAAAAAAAGAUAUGUCGUCUUUAAUGACAAAUAUAAAAUUAGCGAACUUAAAGGAUUCGAAAUUAAAAGAAGAGGAGAACUAAGAAUCAUACAGAAAUUUCAAAGCGAAAUUUUUAAUCACUUUUUAAAGGGAAAGACAAAGGAAGAGUCAUAUUACUAUGCCUCCCUAACUGCAAACAAGUGGAAGAAUUUAAUAGACAGUAAAGCGGUCGACAUAGAUAAUGACGAUGAAUUGUUUGACCUCAUUUUAGCUAAGAAGGUGCUAAACAAAUCGGUGAAGGAACAACCCAAUGCUAAAAGUUUUGGCAUUACGACUGCUAAGCGCUUGAGUGAACUGCUCUGCAAUACAAGUUACGUGGAAGAUAAUAAUGUUUCUACCCAAUUUAUCGUUGCCUCCAAGCCUGUAGGAUCCGACAUCACAUUCAGGGCCAUCCCCAUUCAGAUAUUUAAAACUAACGUGGAAACGCAAAUUCACUAUUUGGGAAAAUGGCUAGGUGUUAAGUUCCCUCCUGACGUCCCUGUGAAUGUAAGGGAUAUCAUUGACUGGGAUUAUUACAAGCAAAAAUUAGAAGUCCAAAUUUUGAAGUUAGUCAUUAUCCCCGCGAUUAAACAAAAUAUUAACAACCCAAUUACAUCCAUUUCUGUACCUGAAUGGCUCAAAAAGCAAAUUAACAUUUCAGAGGGGAAACAGAAAAAAAUCACCGCCUUCUUUGUUAAAAAGACCGUUAAGAAGGAGUGCACUUCUAAUGAUCAGGCUAGUAGUAGUACCCCCAUAAAGGGAGAAAUGGACGAGGAGGAAAAUGAGGAGAUGAAGAAGAAGAAGGUAGACGACCCUAGCUUGCGCUCCUUGGAGAAAAAGAGCCCAUUUUCAGUGGAGGCUGCCUGCACUGCAAUGAAUGUUUCAGAUGACCCAUUGCACAACGGUGCCCCCCACCUCGGUGCGAAAAAACGCUCGCUGGAGCAGUGCCUUCUGGAAAACUUCAUCUCAAAGAGGAAGAAGCUGGGUCAACUUAACGAUAACAGCUUGACCGGCCUCACGCACAGCAACUCUGGUUCCAUGGUCUACAAAAAAGUAAACUCAUUGGACACCUACCUGGAUAACAACAAUAACGUUAUUAUUAUUAACCACGAAAAAAUCAAUAUCAACAAUUUGAAGUACACGGAGCUGUUCGAAAUGUUCCAAACGGAUUUCCAAAAGUGGAUGCAAAUUAAUAAUCGAAUAUGGAAAAAUAAUCGAAGUCAAAUUAAGAAAAUCAGAAAUGAGGACAGGUGUAAGAGGAAGAAAUAUUCCCUGGGGGAUGACGAAGAAGACGAAAAGGGAAGGAAAAGGACAGGGGCCAAUUCUUUAUCAUCCUACCUUGCUGAUGUGGAUGAUGAAAGAACCAACUCCCAAAAACUGUCCAGCCUGGAACCCAAAUAUUUGCAUCCCAUUCAGAAUACCAUGGAUAUUGUGUACCUGUACAAAAAGGUGAAAAGGAAGAAAGUAGUAGCCCCCCCACCAAAAAAAGGAAAGCAUAAUAGUGGAACCAACCCCUCCGCAGCCUCUGGCAACAGUUCGAAUGGCCCUAUGAAUAACCACACAAAGAACGAAAAACAGACAUUGCUAAAACCAUAUUUGGAAUACUUCAAACAUGAAACCGAAUCAGAUUCUUCCAACGACGAGGGGGACCUAUUUAGCGACACGAACAUGAUUGACGAGAAUGAUGAUGACGGAAUAUACUACGCAAUUGUGUCCUUAAAAAAUAUGAACAAGUUUUACAAAAUAAAAAUUCAAAUAUAUAGACAUAUCUACAUCAAUAAUUAUGAUCCCCUGGACAUAAAAAGUAACAACAAGAUUACCAUCAAAUUAGUUUCUUCAUCCGGAUCGUCCAACUCACCUAACAAUGACAAUUUCGUGUUUCAUUCCAAUGCAUUCGCACCCUGUUUUUUGCCCAGAAAUGUAAAAAUAUUUAAUUUAUACGAGUUCAUUAUGAAGGAGAGGUACUUCAACAGAUACGUAGUGAACACGCUGAAUGCUAACUACCACGAAAGUAUUGUCUCUGUUUACGAGACGAAGAUUCCACUCUACUUUGAUUUCCUGAGCAGAUAUGGAAAUUCAGUGGAGAUCGACUCGAAUAAUUACAACUCCAUUUUUGAUGAAAACAAAUGCUUCAAGUCGCACUGCUUCUCUAAGGUCGAGAAGAACAAAAUCAAAAAUGUGUCUCAAGAUUAUCUGGAUGAUGUGCAUUUCAUAUAUAUCCACAUUUUCCACACGAUGGUGGAUAACGUGUGCAACCGUAUCUUCGUCGGAGUAUACGACCAGUUCGAGGAGAACGCGGAUGAGCAACUGUUCGGCUGUAAGCUCAUGUUCAGUGGCGUCGGCAAGGAGAGCAGCCCCUUCUUCGACCCGUACGAGACCUUCCUCAAGUUUGUACACCUGGAGAAUGAUACCGGCAUGAACAACGCGAUGGAUGGGGUCACACAAACAGGGGAAGCUGUCCCAAACCAAGCACGAGAGCACCUGCUCGACAGAGACUUUUUUAUCAAAAACGUACAGAGAGACUUCCUAUUCCUGUACCAUUAUCGAAAGUUCGAAACCUAUUUUGAAGACAACGCUAAUGUAUACAAGGUGUUGGAGCACCUGGAUUUGUAUUUGAAUAAAUAUCGAAGCAACGUACUGACGGGAAAGAAAAAAUACAUCUUCUAUGUAUCGUCAACCAUAGAUAAGAAAAAACUGGGAUGGUGGAGCACCAACAAAUAUUUCCCUUGCUAUUUUUACAAGUUUGAAAAUGCUGCAAAGUAUCAAAAUGUUAGCCGAAUGAGUUACAAAAAAGAUGCAUUCAAUUUGUCUCUACAACUUUUUUAUGAGAAUUACCACAAGGUGGAAGAAGAUUUGAAUUUUUCUAGAAUAUCGAAUAUACCUCUCUUCAACCUGCUAAAUGUGAACAGAAAAAAUCAGAAGCAUAAAUUUAUAUAUGAUACACUGUACGCAUCGUUUUUGAAAAGAUACAAAGGGAUUUUGUGGCUGUCGUACUUUGGCCACUACGAUUUGGGAAUUCCCUGCUUAAAUAUCAACAGCUUUUGUGACUACGAUUUGGUGAAGAAGAACAGUGACAUUAUAAACCAAGGCAUUUACAGGGGGUAUAUAGUGCACCUCUUUUUUAAUGAGUCCCUCAUUUUUAACAGCGUUAGACUGUUCACCAAGUAUGCUAAUGUGAAAGCCCCCACUGAGUACUACCACUCAUCAAUUGCUGGCAAGAAUGCCCACAUUAAGAAAGGAAACCAGAGAGGAGGGGGGGGCACUGAAUAUGAUGCUGAUGCGAAGAGGCGCCAAAGGAUUAAGUAUGCGAAACAGGGUGACGACAAUGAGGAUGGGUUGGACGAAGAUGAUAUGUCCACGACGGACGACAAUUAUAACAAACUGGGCGGAAUUGCGCACCGGAAAGGAAAAACGAGCAUGACGCAACAUAAAAUGGGGGAUGGUACGAACAGACACGGUCGGCACAACAGCGACAAGGACGAGUAUGAUGAUAUGGAAGGAGAGGACGAGGGAGAUGACGACCUGUCCGACUUGAGCGAAAAGAAAAGCAUAAUCAAAAAUAAAUACGACAUAAAUACCAUCGUGGAACAGAACUCACAUAUCUCCCAAUUCAGCAACCACGCAUUCAAAUUAUUGGGACAGUCAUUAGAAUACCUCAUAUCGAAGAUCUCCUCCUUGUCCAUGUUAAUAACAAAUAAGACAUUCGAAAGUAUCUCCGAUAUCUUCACGUCCUUCUACUCGUGGGUCUCCAACAAUUCCAGUCUGCUUUACGAUGUGGCAUUAUACAACAAAGUCUUAGAGUGCACAGAAAUUUACCAAAAUAAUUUAAUCAACAUAAUGAAGAAAAAAUUUAAUGCCAACAUAAUUUUUGCAGACUUGAGAAAUUUCGUCAUUUCCUUUAAUGAAUUUUCAGUCAUAUCUGGCAGAAAUAUUUUAAAAGGUCUAAUCAAGUACUUCUCCCACAGCGACUCCAUAUAUGCCAAUGUGCCUUUUUAUAUUAAACACGAAUAUAUUGCAGCUUGCCAAUUUGAUAAGUAUAAUUUUAUAAGGUAUAAGGAAUAUUCCAAUCCAAAUGAAGAAAAUACAGAUGAAAAUUUAAAGAUAAUUGAAUAUCUUCCCCCCAUUUGUGAAUCCUUUCUGAGGUAUGUACUCGAUGUUAUCACCUUGAACCCUCUGCAAGACAUAAUCACUCUGUAUGAUAAGUGGGACCCCCAUUCUGGAAAACAAUUGGAAGGAGGAGCGAUCACCUUGUCCUCUCCUGGAAAGCCAAUCACAGUGGAUGAACAAAAUGAUAACAGAACUGUAAAUCAGGAAGAAGGAAACAGGAAGGAUGAAAAGAACUACUUCAAUAUGGUCCUGAAAAAUGACAAAUUAACGGACAAGAUAAGCCUAACACAAAGAGCACAACUGAAAUAUAUUUAUGAUAAAUCAUUUGACGAUUUGGAAGAAGUGUGUGAAAGUUUUGCACUCAUCAACGAAAAUGUAGAUGUGCUGUCAUACAAAAUAGAAGAGAAGCUAAAAGAUCUGUGGUUCAUGCCUGGACAUAUUUAUAAAAAAAUUAAAAAAUCGAUCAAGUAUAAAAAAUAUUUAGUGGAAAAUUACUGGCCAUAUGAUGAUGACGAAAUGGAUGAAAUGGACGAAAGUAAUAUGAACAUGGUGCCAUUUUUAUUUCCAAAAAGUUUGGGAAAUCUAGCCAAAAGAGAAAAUAACUGGAGACUAGAAAUUGUAAAGUUUUGCAUAUUUCUCAUGCAAAAUGAUAAACUGCUAAACCUAGAGAAUGAAAACUGUAAUGAAGCUUUCCACGAAAAAAGACACGAACUUUUCGAAAUUGUGGGGGACAGUGAAUACAACAGGAAAAAUUCCCUCUGGAAAAGUCCGUGCCAAGAAUUAAUUUUAAAAGAUAUCUUCUGUGAAAAUUGCUCCUCAGUGUACCACAUGAACGUUGUCACCAGUUUGGUCGAGGCAGAGAUCAAUGGAAAACCGUCCUUCAUUUGGUUGUGCAAAAACUGCAAUUCCAAAUAUGACAACGAUUUUAUUGAACUAAAAAUUUUGUCGCUGCUGCAGGAGACCUUUGAUGCGUAUAAUCUGCAAGGGACGCCUUUUCUUGGGUGGCUAUCGCGUCCCCGUCAGCAUGAUGCAGCACUUCCCAUUCCGAUGAUCACUCUCCCCCCCCCCCCCUUUUUUCGCAUUUAUGUGCAGGCCCAAGACCUCGUAUGCAAAAACUGCAAUGCCAUCAAGUCCUUCUACCGCAGGGCAAUUUGCAAAUGCGGGCAAACCUUUACGCCCCGUUUGGAUAUAACGAACUGGACCCAAACCCUGGAGAUUAUGGAAAAUUUAGCCAACAUGCUGAACAUGCCUAUAUUGCUAGACGUUUUGAAGUCGAUGAAAACGUACCUUGUGUAA